AUCUGAUUGGGCUAUGAGCUAAGUCUCAGGAGUACUUGCUCUAUAUAAGAGUGCCAAGUGACUCCCCAGCAGGGAGACACAGGGAGGGCGCAGGUUGCUGGGCUCUUCCUGCUGUUGAAAAUUCACGGGGCGCUCACAGCAGAAAUUUUCUUCCUCUCUUCUACCUCGACUGUUUUCCCCAACAUGAAGGCAAUAAGUUUAUUCAUCUUGGUGGGAUUUAUAGGCGAGUUCCCAGAUUUUUCAAGUGCCUCCUCUCCCGUCAAUUGCCAGUGGGAUUCCUUUGGCCCUUGGUCAGAAUGCAAUGGUUGUACUAAGUCUCAGACUCGCAGGCGGUCAGUUGCUGUUUAUGGGCAGUAUGGUGGCCAACCUUGCAGCGGCAGUGCUUUUCAAACACAGUCGUGUGAACCUACUCGAGGAUGUCCAGCAGAAGAAGGAUGUGGAGAGCGUUUCCGGUGUUUUUCAGGUCAGUGCAUCAGCAAAUCUUUGGUUUGCAACGGGGAUUCUGACUGUGAAGAAGAUAGCGCUGAUGAAGACAGAUGUGAGGACUCAGAAAGCAGACAUGUCUGUGACCUUCAUAAACCUCCUCCCAACAUAGAACUUACUGGAAAUGGUUACAAUGCACUCACUGGCCAGUUUAGGAACAGAGUCAUCAACACAAAAAGUUUUGGCGGUCAAUGCAGAAAAGUGUUUAGUGGGGAUGGACAAGAUCUCUACAGACUGAGUGGAAAUAUCCUCUCCUAUAAAUUUCAGGUGAAAAUAAAUAAUGAUUUUGAUUAUGAAUAUUACAACAGUAGCUGGUCUUAUGUAAAGAGUACAUCAGCAGAACAGUCAUCAUCUGGAAGGAAAAAAUUUUUGUUCAUAUUUUCAUCUUCUUCUUCUUCACACAAUUAUAAUUCAAAUUACAAUGAAAACCAGAAGAAAAAGAGUUAUCAAUUGUUGGUUGUUCAGAACACAGUGGAAGUGGCUCAGUUUAUCAAUAACAAUCCGGAAUUUUUACAACUCGCUGAGCCCUUCUGGAAGGAACUCUCCCACCUUCCCUCUCUGUAUGACUACAGUGCCUACCGAAAAUUAAUCGACACAUACGGGACACAUUAUCUGCAGUCUGGAUCCUUAGGAGGAGAAUACAAAGUUCUCUUUUAUUUGGACACAGAACAAAUGAAACAAAGUGGUUUCAGUUCAUCAACUAUGAAGAAAUGUUCUUCUUCAGAAAUUAAUUUUCUGUUUAAAUCCUCAAAGAGCAAAUGCAAGGACCUGGAAAAUGCCCUAAAACUGGCUUCAGGGACUCAGAACAAUGUGUUGCGAGGGAACCCAUUUGUCAGAGGGGGACAUUUAAAAUUUGUGUCUGGCCUUAGUUUCCUGGAGCUGGACAAUCCUGCUGGAAACAAACAACGAUAUUCUUCCUGGGCAAGAUCUGUGACUGAUCUUCCCCAAGUCAUAAAACAAAAGCUGACACCUUUGUAUGAGCUGGUAAAGGAAAUACCCUGUGCUGCCGUGAAAAGGCUAUACCUGAAACGGGCUCUUGAGGAAUAUCUGGAUGAAUUUGACCCCUGCCAUUGCCAGCCUUGUCAAAAUGGUGGCAUUGCCACUGUUGAGGGGACCCAGUGUCAGUGCCACUGCAAACCAUACACAUUUGGUGUGGCAUGUGAGAAAGGAGUCCUCGUAGAUGAUGAAGCAGGAGGGGUUGAUGGACAGUGGAAUUGCUGGUCCUCUUGGGGCCCCUGUGUUCAAGGGAAGAAAACAAGGAGUCGAGAAUGCAAUAACCCACCUCCCAGUGGGGGUGGGAAAUCCUGUAUUGGAGAAACGUCAGAAAGCAGGCAGUGUGGAGACGAAGAUGAGGAGCUGAAGCAUCUUCGAUUGCUUGAACCUCACUGUUUUUCUUUGUCUUUGGUUCCAAAGGAAUUCUGUCCAUCACCUCCUGCCUUGGAAAACGGAUUUGUUCAAGGUGAAGAGGCCAUGUUUCCUGUUGGGAAAAACAUAGUAUAUACUUGUAAGGAAGGGUACUCUCUGAUUGGAGACCCUGUUGCCAGAUGUGGAGAAGAUUUACAGUGGCUUGUUGGGGAAAUGCGUUGUCAGAAAAUUGCCUGCGUUCUACCUGCACUGAUGGAUGGCAUACAGAGUCAUCCCCUCAAAGCUUCCUACACAAUUGGCGAGAAGGUGACCUUUUCCUGUUCAGGAGGCAUGUCCUUAGAAGGUCCUUCAGUAUUUCUCUGUGGAUCCAGCCUUAAGUGGAGUCCUGAGAUGAAGAGUGUCCAGUGUGUGCAGAAAGAAGCCCCUUUAACACAGGCAGUGCCUAAAUGUCAGCACUGGGAGAAACUGCAGAAUUCAAGAUGUGUUUGUAAAUUACCCUAUGAAUGUGGAUCCUCCUUGGAUGUAUGUGCUCGGGAUGAGAGAAGCAAAAGGAUACUGCCUCUGACAGUUUGCAAGAUGCAUGCUCUCCACUGUCAGGGUAAAAAUUACAGUCUUAUGGGUAGGGAGAGCUGUACUCUGCCUGCCUCAGCUGAGAAAGCUUGCGGCCUGUGUCCACUGUGGGGAAAAUGUGAUGCCCAGGGCAGCAAAUGUGUCUGCAGAGAAGCAUCGGAGUGCGAGGAAGAAGGGAUUAGCAUCUGUGUGGAAGUGAAUGGCAAGGUGCAGACGAUGACGGAGUGUGAGGCUGGCACCCUGAGAUGCCGAGGGCAGAGCGUCUCCAUCACCAGCUUGAGGCCCUGCGAGGAGGGAACCCAGUAGGCUCCUGGGUGACCGUUGGCUUGCACAGAAUCCAGCAGCCCGCUGUGUCUGAGUGAAAACACUCACCUAACUGAACACUUUAGACCACUUCUCCAGCAUGGAGGCAUAUUCCUCUCUUUCCCCUCUGGUGUCCACUUCUCCCCUCAACUCCCAGCCACCUGCAUAUACACGACCCUUUGUUCUCCCAAACCUGAAUCCAGAUACUCUUUUUUCUUCUUCUUUUUUCAAAAUGUCAGUCAGGAUGAAGAAUAUUCAUGAACCUCUGUGUGAGCUAACUGUAUGUUCUUGGAAAAAUUACUAACUUCUCUGGACCUUGACUUUUUAAUCGGAAAAUUAGAGGAUCAGACUUGAGAAACUCGAAUACUCCAUUCAACCCUAUGAUUCUUUGAAGUAUGAUGGACUCUGCCCAGGGGCAAGAACACACUCUUCAAGAUGAUUAGGCAAACAGAUUAGAGAGGCUGGCUUCCCUUAGUGACACUGAAUACAAAGGGGACCUUGAAUGGAUAAAGACAGAUACCAUUAUUCUAUCCCAAAUAAUAAGCUCACGCUGCAUCCCAUUGACUCAAGUACCUCAUGUCGGGAUCCCUAAUCUUGUCGGGAGAUUAAACCACCGAAUUGUUAGAGUUGAAUUCAUCAUGCUUUAGUCGUGGGUACUGUCUGCCUUCUUGUCUGAGAAUGAAUACAGUGCAGUCUUCUCUAUGGGGCUUCUUUUAGUACUUGUCCAACACAAGACCUGCACUUUGCCUCCUAUCCCCUUUCCUUUUGUAGGAAGCAUCAGUUCAUGCCUAAGCUAUUGAGUGAUUCGUAUCUGCCAGAACAGUUUUCUCUUACUGUGGAUACAUGCCUAUAUUUUUCAGAGGGCUAUGAAAGUAGAUUGAAUUGAAGCAUUGGUGUUCUAUGUAUUCCUUAUUCAUUCCUCAUCAAAAUGAAAAAAAACAAACCACACCACAAAACAGCUGUGGGAGAUGAAAUGAGUGGGCUUAAUGGAAUUUAAAAUAUGCUUUUAUAUACAAAUAAUAUCUCUGUAUUUUUCUGAUACUAUAAAUACACUUUAACAAAACUUAAAAUUACCAUGAUUAAAAUACUCAUUAAA
Messenger RNA from Rhinolophus ferrumequinum (greater horseshoe bat), 3817 nucleotides. RefSeq names its product complement C7 (gene C7). Gene Ontology annotation, molecular function: protein binding. The coding region runs from base 184 to 2724 and encodes 846 amino acids. The record is from RefSeq and is a predicted model, not a curated record. The transcript is spliced from 18 exons. NCBI's taxonomy places the organism in Eukaryota, Metazoa, Chordata, Mammalia, Chiroptera, Rhinolophidae. Gene Ontology annotation, cellular component: membrane attack complex. Gene Ontology annotation, biological process: immune response.